Molecule: messenger RNA, 213 nt
Organism: Aspergillus clavatus NRRL 1
Lineage: Eukaryota; Fungi; Ascomycota; Eurotiomycetes; Eurotiales; Aspergillaceae
Exons: 1
Coding region: 1-213 (70 amino acids)
Source: RefSeq, a predicted model, not a curated record
AUGGUUCCGCCUGAGGACCAACGCGAGGCGACGUAUAACCAUCUGUCCGUCGUUACCCAUUGGGAGGGGAUUCUGUCGCACUCCACGCAGGACUGGGAACGGUCUCGGGCUGGAGGCCGUGGGACGUCAUUCGCGAACUACCCAACGGCAAGCCUUUUGAUUGGGCCACGUCUCACGCAGCCCCGAUACAUGGCUCCGGACGGCGAGCAAUAG